GGGCCACGUGCCGCCGUCCCACUCAGUUCCUUUGUGGUCCUCUGCUGAGCACACGCCAGAGCAGUUCCCCACAGCGGGUGAGGCUGGAGCAUCCUAGGGGCCAUGGAGGAGCUGGAUGCCUUGUUGGAGGAACUGGAACGCUCCACCCUGCAGGAUAGCGAUGAAUAUUCCAGUUCUACUUCUCUUCCGCUGGAUCAGCCUUCCAGAAAGGAGGAUAACCAAGCAGAAACUUCAACCACACCUGCUGCCGAGGACAGCACCAGGCCCUUGCUGGCGCAGCUCGUGUAUAUCACCAAUAUGCAGGACCGCAAUGUCUACAGUGAGGUCCAGGAGCCAAAGAAGUCACCUCCACCUGCUAAAACCUCAGCAGCUGCCCAGCUGGACGAGCUCAUGGCCCACCUGAGUGCAAUGCAGGCCAAGGUGUCAGUGAAAGCAGAUGCUGGCAAGAGACCUGCGGCCGACAAGCAGGAACACAACGCUUCCCUGGACUCAAUGCUUGGGGGUUUGGAGCAGGAACUGCAGGACCUUGGGAUCCCAACAGUGCCAAAGGGCCAUUGUGCUUCCUGCCAGAAACCCAUUGCUGGAAAGGUGAUCCAUGCCCUGGGCCAGUCCUGGCAUCCGGAGCACUUCAUCUGCUCUCGCUGCAAGGAAGAGAUCGGCUCCAAUCCCUUCUUCGAGCGGAACGGCCUGCCCUACUGCCCCAAGGACUACCACAACCUUUUCUCUCCGCGCUGUGCCUACUGCGCAGCCCCCAUUCUGGACAAAGUGCUGACGGCGAUGAACCAGACCUGGCAUCCAGAACACUUCUUCUGUGCUCACUGUGGAGAGGUGUUUGGUACAGAAGGCUUUCACGAGAAAGACAAGAAGCCAUAUUGCCGAAAGGAUUUCUUAGCCAUGUUCUCUCCCAAGUGUGGUGGUUGCAACCGCCCAGUGUUGGAGAACUACCUUACAGCCAUGGACACCGUCUGGCAUCCAGAGUGCUUUGUGUGUGGGGACUGCUUCAGUGGUUUUUCUACUGGUUCCUUCUAUGAACUGGAUGGCCGUCCGUUCUGUGAGCUGCAUUACCACCAGCGCCAAGGAACCCUCUGCCGUGGAUGUGGGCAGCCCAUCACUGGCCGCUGCAUCAGCGCCAUGGGGCACAAGUUCCACCCUGAGCACUUUGUGUGCGCAUUCUGCCUGGCGCAGCUGUCGAAGGGCAUCUUCAGGGAGCAGAAUGACAAGACCUACUGUCAGUCUUGCUUCACCAAGCUCUUCUCUCUGUAAUCUCAACCGACCCACAGCCUCUUCAGGUCCCUGUUACAACUGAAAGCUAGUGACCCGUGGCUUCAUAUGUUUACAGAAUGAAGGCAGUGAGCAAAUAAGGGAACUUAGAGUUGUUCUAUGUAUAGGCAUAUAGUCUUUAUUUUUAAUACUUAGGUUUAGAUCUGGGUCCUGCUAACAGUCCGCUCAAGAUGGCUUUUCCACAUGCACAGUUUCUUUCACUGCUGGUUUUCUUAGAUUUCUGUUUUUCCACUUCGGCUGAUGUCACUGCUGCUAACUGUCCUCUUCCAUGUUUCCUCCAUUUCCCAGUGGCACACUAUUCCACGUUCACUGCUACGAUUUUAUUCUUACUGUCAGGAAUCGUAAAACCAUUCUUAAGCGCCCUGUUUCUCCCUCCAGUGCAUUUCUCAUUUUCAAGAGGAAGUAACCUUUAGAUAAAAUAAAUAAAUAAAAUAGCUGUGGUUUUAAUGA
Molecule: messenger RNA, 1731 nt
Organism: Ochotona curzoniae (black-lipped pika)
Lineage: Eukaryota; Metazoa; Chordata; Mammalia; Lagomorpha; Ochotonidae
Gene: LPXN
Product: leupaxin
Exons: 9
Coding region: 103-1263 (386 amino acids)
Biological process (GO): transforming growth factor beta receptor signaling pathway; negative regulation of B cell receptor signaling pathway; endothelial cell migration
Source: RefSeq, a predicted model, not a curated record